Messenger RNA from Vicia villosa (hairy vetch), 1534 nucleotides. Its product is annotated as PP2A regulatory subunit TAP46. The transcript has 9 exons. Gene Ontology annotation, biological process: regulation of signal transduction; regulation of dephosphorylation. The coding region runs from base 144 to 1361 and encodes 405 amino acids. The record is from RefSeq and is a predicted model, not a curated record. Gene Ontology annotation, cellular component: cytosol. Gene Ontology annotation, molecular function: protein phosphatase 2A binding. NCBI's taxonomy places the organism in Eukaryota, Viridiplantae, Streptophyta, Magnoliopsida, Fabales, Fabaceae.
CAGUGAGACAAAAAUACCCAUUUCUGGAUCUCUCUCAAUUCACCUUUCCUUAUUCCCCAUUCAAUCCUUCUCCUCAACAGUUUCAUCUCUUCUUACCGCAAUCACAAACAAGCGAAAUCAAAUCCCACACCAUAAUCUUCCCGAUGGGCGAGAUUAAGAUGGAAGACAUGCCGCUACCGGCGCUGUUCGAACAAGCAAGGAAGAUCCACGCAACCGCCACAGAGUUUGGUGCUGACCAGGAGCUUGUGAAAAAAGGAUGCGAGGCUUUGAAUAAAUGCGAGGACAUGAUUAACAAGCUUGGUUUGUUUUCUGCUAACGAAACCAAAGAGGAUAUCAGCACCACUGAUCUCAAGUAUAUUCUGGUACCAUAUUAUCUUGCUGAGUUGACCGAAAAAAUAGCACAAGAUGACAGGAUACAGAUUCUAAAGGCUUCCCAAGCAAAACUAAAGGAAUUUAUCUCAUUUUGUGAGGCAAUGGAGCUUGUCCCAAAAGAGGAGUUAGAAUCUUAUAUGCAAGGGGUACCAAAAUCUGUUGCUGAUCAGAGGGCCAGAAAGAUAGCUAGAUUUAAACGACUAAAAGCUGCAGAAUCAAAGUUGUUGGAAAUAAAAGAGCGGAAGGAAAGGCGUGGGCGUUCUACUAAAGCAGCUGCCUUGUCCGCCCCUGUUGAGGCAGGUGAGGAAGAACUAUUGGAUGAUGACGGGGAAGAAGAAAGAGAGGCUUGGAAUACUAGCAUAUCUUUGGCGAUCUGUAAGGCAUUUGAUCUUCUAGAAAUGAUAAAGAAAGAGGAAGAGAUGCUCUCUGCUGUAAAAGAUAGACAAUCCAAGGAUGGAGACCAGCAGUUUUCUAAGGAUGUUCUUGAUGAACGUGCAAAGAAAGCAGAAGCAUGGCAUCGCAAUGCUGCAGUUCGCGCACAGUAUACUAAGCCCUCUCCACCAAUCACAUGUGCUACUUUUGCCCAAGAUGUUCUGGAAGGAAGAGCACAAGCAUCACAAGCACAUGAUCACAAACACCAACCACUGAUAUUUGGACCACAAAGCCUUGUGAAUGGAAGUUUUACGAAUGAGAGAGAAAGAUUGGCAGCCCAGGUCUUCCAACCCAGUCAUAGGAUGCCAACUAUGAGCAUUGAGGAAGCAGGACUUAAAGAAAUGGAAAUAAUGAAUAAAUGGCAAGAGACCAAUAUCAGACUCAUGGAAGAAGCCACUUCCUCUUGGCACAAUGAUAGGAAGUUUAAGCCAGGUGGUGAACAAGAGGAGGAGGAUGAAGAUGAUGAUGAUGCACAGGAUAGAGCCAGAGCUUUGGAUGAUUGGAAGGAUGAUAAUCCACGGGGUGCAGGAAAUUCAAAACUUACCCCUUGUGGCUAACUGAAUCUAUUCUUCUCAGGUUGAUGAAUAAUGAGCUAGAGAUGAAUCCAUGAUUGUCGCGUAAUCUCAUUAUUUAUAGUUUUGAUCCUACUGUGUUAGUAAAGAUUAUGUAUACCUGGAUAUUUAUCUGACUACAUGUGUAUAUUUUGAGUGCAGCAUAGGGUCUUUCUUCA